GCUCUGGAAAGUAAACAAUAGAAUUAGUAACGCGUAGAUCGGCGAUCGACGAGGCGAGACGAAGGUGUUGAAGCGAUAAUUCGACCGCCGUCAGUUCGCGGCGGAGAGGCUGCCGCCGAGUAGUCGACUCUCGAAGAAGAAUCGGAGCACGUAGUACGAUCGUUGAUUUCGCGGUGACCGCGCGAAACACGGCGUUUUGAAUGCGGCGAAACAUAACCGCGUUCCACGCUCUGCGCAAAUAUGAGAUCGAUUUACCGGGUAUCGUUUAAAUAGUGCCACGAGGGAGGAGGAGAGAUCGCCGAUCGUUAAUUUCGGACGACUGGCACGAGACGUGAUCGGACGGAUCGAUCCGCCCGUGAUUAACGAAGACCAAGAAAAAUGUGCGACAAGUAUGUCAUCGGUUACUGGGUGCCCGAGAAAAAACGGCAGAAAUUCAAUUGGAACGAUUUUGAGGAUGUAUGCGAGUCCGAGGGAUUUCAGUUGAAAAUGAUCGAUGUGAGUUCAAGCCUUGAAAAGCAGGGACCAUUACAUGUUUUUCUACACAAAUUGACAGAUAUGCAAUCGCAUGCAGAAAGUGGUGAUAAAAAUGCUGCGGAUAUUGUUUUGCGACUGCAAGAGUAUAUUGCCAAACACCCAGAUUUGGUUGUUAUUGACCCACUGGACAAUAUUAGAAACUUACGCAAUCGAUAUAAAUCUUAUGAAUUUAUACAGGAAGGCAUUCAGUUUAAAGAUAUAUUUACUCCUAACUUUGUAGAAAUCAAAAGCAAAAAUGUUCACGAAAUAGUAUCAACAUUAAAAACGCGUGGUAUUAAAUAUCCAUUUGUUUGUAAGCCACUUAUUGCAUAUGGUUCGAGCGACGCACAUAAGAUGAUGAUUAUCUUUAACGAAAGGGAUUUGAAAGACUGUCAACUACCUUGUGUUGCUCAGGACUUUAUCAAUCAUAACGCCAUUUUAUAUAAAUUAUUCGUAGUAGGCGAUCGUUUUCAUGUGGUUGAGCGUCCUAGCUUCAAAAACUUUUAUCAAGAAGACUGUAAUUUGUUAAGUACAAUAUUUUUUGAUUCACAUGAUAUAUCGAAAAGUGGGAGUAGAUCUAAGUGGUCUAUAUUGUCUGAAGAUAACAUUCCUUUAACUGUAAAGCCAAAUUACCAAAUAUUCGAAAAGAUCGUGAAAAAUAUUCAAGAAAUAUUUCGGCUUGUUCUAGUUGGAAUAGAUGUUGUAAUCGAGAAUCAUACUGGAAAAUAUGCGAUAAUAGAUGUUAACGUGUUUCCUGGGUACGACGGCUAUCCGAAUUUUUUUGAGCAUUUAAUAGAUAGCAUUAAAAAAUUGUUGUUAGAACGAGGGUCUUACAGACAAAAUUCCAAGGGCUGUACAUUGAAAAAGUGUCAAAGCGAUGAUCUAGAUUCUGGUUUUGAAAGUGAUGAAAAGAGAAAAUCCACAAAAUAAAUACGUAAUAUAUGUGAUGGACAAUGUAUUAAGUUUAAGCGAAAUUAAGCUAUUAGAAUUAAUUACGAUGAUAGCGUCAGGAUCUAGAACGCGUUAUUAUUACGCAUAUGCGUCUAUACACAUUUUUUUUUAAAGAGGAAUAAAACAUUCGACCUUGUAAAUUUUUCCCAAGUUAAUCCUAUUGAAUGUAUAUAAUAAUUUUGAUAUUAAAUUUUUUUACAA
This is a messenger RNA of Formica exsecta, 1665 nucleotides long. Its product is annotated as inositol-tetrakisphosphate 1-kinase-like. NCBI's taxonomy places the organism in Eukaryota, Metazoa, Arthropoda, Insecta, Hymenoptera, Formicidae. The coding region runs from base 379 to 1443 and encodes 354 amino acids. Gene Ontology annotation, cellular component: cytoplasm. The transcript is spliced from 5 exons. Gene Ontology annotation, biological process: inositol trisphosphate metabolic process. The record is from RefSeq and is a predicted model, not a curated record. Gene Ontology annotation, molecular function: magnesium ion binding; inositol-3,4,5,6-tetrakisphosphate 1-kinase activity; ATP binding.